This is a messenger RNA of Rubroshorea leprosula, 809 nucleotides long. NCBI's taxonomy places the organism in Eukaryota, Viridiplantae, Streptophyta, Magnoliopsida, Malvales, Dipterocarpaceae. The record is from the annotation of a GenBank genome assembly.
GCCAUCAAAAGUCCUGGAAGAGAGUGAACCAUCAGUGCGGAUGGUUCUGUAAGCUUUUGAUCCAUGAUGUUUGUUGCAUUGAAGUUGUCAUUGGCCAAGUAUGGCAAGGGAGUCUUUAAGGAGGAUCAACCCCAGGAUUAUAUUUUCUCAUCAGAACAAGAAACAGGUCCUCUUGUUGAUAUGACAGAAGCACAAGCAGCAGUACCAAUUGCAGCUCAUGUUUUUCUUCCUGUCUUUGACAUGAUUAAUGGUCUGAGAUCAGGACAAAUUGGAGAGGUUAGUGGAGAAGUCCGCUAUGUGGAAUGCAAAAAGGAUUACAUCAUGACAUUUUCUUUCCAAGAGAAAUAUCAAGAUAUACUCCCUUUUCUGGAUAGAAACAGGGAAGAAGUUGGUCCAGAGAUGUUGGGAACUCGAAUGUUAAGCAAUCGUAAGUGGACAGAUUGCAAAAGGCAGUGGACCAUACCAAUUGUUUCGAAGGAAGUGGACUAUGAAGGUGUGAACUGGCUGUUUUUAUUCCUUGGAAAGCAACUUCAUAACACCUCUGUCAAACAGAUGAGGGAUCUUAUAUAGAAAUGCAUCAACCAUGACUAUAAAGCAUCACGUGAAAAAAAGAAGCUGUUGUUCAAAAUUUAUGAAAGAAUAUAUGAGCUAUUGCAGGCUUGACUCGUGAUGCUAAUUGACACAUUCUCAAGAAUUCAUAACAAAAGCCAAAGCAGCUCAUGUCUGUUGGAGUAGUUAGGGACUUAAUUCUUGGUAAAUCUUUCUACAGUUUCAAUAUGGCUUUUGCGGAAUAGAAAGAUAUUUCAAGC